This is a messenger RNA of Mus caroli (Ryukyu mouse), 1356 nucleotides long. Lineage: Eukaryota; Metazoa; Chordata; Mammalia; Rodentia; Muridae. The record is from RefSeq and is a predicted model, not a curated record.
UGCACUCAAAAGAGGAAGGUAGCCUUUCUAUGGGAUAUGUUGCUUGAGGUUUUUGAUAUGCUGAUCUAUGACUUUAAGGAUUUUACAAUCAAAGAGUAUUAAUUGUAAUAGGAGAGAACAGAAUGCAAAGAAAACUUAAAAUAACAAGUAAACACUGGUGUAGGAAACCACAUUGGAUAAGUUGAUCUUGAAUGGGACAACGAAGGAGAAAGGAGAACACAGAAGAAGGUAAGGGCUGAAUGAGGGCAUGCGGCAUGCAGAGCAGAGAUGGAGCUAAGAGGCAGGAGAAGAAAAGAAGGUGUUCUGCUAGUAAUGGUAUCAGCAGCUGAACUCCCACUUUAUCAUAAGAACAAAUUCCUAGGCCUUGCCCUGUGCACUAAUAAUUACAGUGUAUCUCUUUUCUUGUCUAUUCAGCAUCCUCCACUGCACACAACUACAUGCCAGCCUUUCUCUAGCAGACCCUCUUGUUUAACUGCUCAACUUUUGGUGUUCAGCUUUGAAAAUUUUUUUAAGAAUUUCAAGAAGGAAAGCAAAAUUCUCUCUGAGAAAACCAUCAACUUGAUUGAAUCCCAUCUGGAGGAUAAGAACCUUCAGGGAGCAUUGUCUGUGAUUAGUCAUGCUCUGAGCAACAUUGACAAAGCCCUACUAAACAUUGCUGUGACUGGAGAAACAGGGACAGGGAAAUCCAGCUUUAUCAAUGCCUUGAGGGGAGUGAAGGAUGAAGAAGAAGGUGCAGCCCCAACUGGGGUGGUAGAGACAACCAUGAAGAGAACUCCAUACCCACACCCAAAGCUUCCCAAUGUGACAACAUGGGACUUGCCUGGCAUUGGGUCUACUACCUACCCACCACAAAACUAUCUGACAGAAAUGAAGUUUGGUGAGUACGACUUCUUCAUUAUCAUCUCAGCUACACGCUUCAAAGAAAUUGAUGCACAUCUGGCCAAAACUAUUGAAAAGAUGAACACAAAGUUCUACUUUCUCCGAACCAAGAUAGAUCAAGAUGUCAGUAAUGAACAAAGGAGUAAACCUANGUCUUUCAAUAGAGACAGUGUGCUAAAGAAAAUAAGAGAUGACUGCUCAGGUCAUCUCCAGAAGGCUCUCUCUAGUCAGCCUCCAGUGUUCCUAGUCUCUAACUUUGAUGUGUCUGACUUUGACUUCCCAAAGCUGGAGACCACCCUACUGAACGAGCUCCCAGCCCACAAGCGCCACCUCUUCAUGAUGUCCUUGCACAGUGUUACUGAGACUGCCAUUGCCCGGAAGAGGGAUUUCCUCAGACAGAAGAUCUGGCUGGAGGCCCUGAAGGCUGGAGUAUGGGCCACCAUUCCACUUGGGGGCUUCAUCAGAGAUGAAAUACAA